Girardinichthys multiradiatus is the source of this 6535-nucleotide messenger RNA. Its product is annotated as ELAV-like protein 3. The transcript has 8 exons. NCBI's taxonomy places the organism in Eukaryota, Metazoa, Chordata, Actinopteri, Cyprinodontiformes, Goodeidae. Gene Ontology annotation, cellular component: ribonucleoprotein complex. Bases 419 to 1576 code for a protein of 385 amino acids. Gene Ontology annotation, molecular function: RNA binding. The record is from RefSeq and is a predicted model, not a curated record.
UGCAGCAGAGGCACAGAAGGAGGCUGCGAGAGGAACGAGGAAUUACACACACACAUACACAAGCAAAAACAGCAAAACCAAAACACCCUCCCCUGGACACACCCUGCUGAGGAUCACUGCUUCUUUUUUUUCUGAACCAUCGCCCACGCCAGACGGAGAGAAGCUUUCUCCAUCACCAUCAUUCAGAAGAAAACUCCUAUUUCCUCAUUUUCAUCCUGUAGAGGACACCAACAAUUUCGGAGGGCUGAGAUCAUUUGACGAAGACUGUAUUUUUUUCCUUUUUUUCUUUUUUUUCUUUUACUUUUUGCUUCUAAUAUUACAUAAAGGCUAUAUAAUAAUAUAAAGGCCCAAGAGCGCAGACUUCCGCUUCAAGACCUGAGAAAAGAAGGACCUAGAUUUCUUUCAUUGUACGUCAAGAAUGGUUACUCAGAUAAUCAGCACCAUGGAAACUCAGGUGUCCAAUGGUCCAAGCGGAACCAGUCUGCCCAACGGCCCAGUCAUUAGCACAAAUGGCUCCACAGAUGACAGCAAAACCAACUUGAUUGUCAACUAUCUGCCUCAGAACAUGACCCAGGAAGAAUUCAAAAGUUUGUUUGGUAGCAUUGGAGAGAUUGAAUCCUGCAAGCUAGUCAGAGACAAGAUAACAGGUCAGAGUUUGGGAUAUGGUUUUGUAAACUAUGUGGAUCCAAAUGACGCAGACAAGGCUAUCAACACACUAAAUGGUCUCAAAUUGCAAACUAAAACAAUCAAGGUAUCAUAUGCCAGACCAAGCUCAGCAUCCAUCCGUGAUGCCAACCUUUAUGUGAGUGGACUCCCCAAAACCAUGAGCCAGAAAGAUAUGGAGCAGCUUUUCUCUCAGUAUGGUCGCAUCAUCACAUCCCGCAUCCUCGUGGACCAAGUUACAGCAGGCAUAUCACGUGGGGUGGGCUUCAUCCGGUUUGACAAGCGAAAUGAAGCAGAAGAGGCCAUCAAAGGACUGAAUGGGCAGAAGCCUUUGGGUGCCGCUGAGCCAAUCACUGUCAAGUUUGCCAACAAUCCCAGCCAGAAGACAGGCCAGGCCUUAUUGACUCAGCUGUACCAAACUGCUGCCCGCCGCUACACAGGACCCCUGCACCAUCAGACUCAGCGUUUCAGUGUGAUCCCUUCAAUUGGAAAGGGGCCAGAUCCAAAUAGCAGCUCAAACACAAUACUCGACAAUUUACUAAACGCCAGCUACGGAGUCAAGAGUUCUCCUCCUCUCUUUCCCAGAUUCUCACCCAUCACCAUUGACAGCAUGACCAGCCUGGCUGGGGUCAACCUAACCGGUCCCACUGGCGCCGGCUGGUGCAUCUUUGUCUACAACCUGUCACCUGAAGCAGACGAGAGCGUCCUGUGGCAGCUCUUCGGACCUUUUGGCGCCGUCACCAAUGUGAAAGUCAUCCGUGACUUCACCACCAACAAAUGCAAGGGCUUCGGUUUUGUCACAAUGACCAACUACGACGAGGCCGCAAUGGCUAUCGCUAGUCUAAACGGCUAUCGCCUGGGCGACCGCGUGCUGCAGGUUUCCUUCAAAACCAGCAAGCAGCACAAGGCCUGAAGGAGAGGCCUAUAGUGCCAGCUUGUUCGACCUGCAGGGGGACGUACCUGAGCCUCCCUGCGCCAUCACUCUACAUGGGCCUGGACUGAGUCUCUCUGUCUUUCUCUCUGACAUACUCUCACACAAACUCAUAAACACAGACAUGCAGAUGCACACAAACCACACAAAAAUACUCAAACAUAGAGUAAGAGUUUCAAACAAACACACUAGUGGAGUUCUUUCUUUUCUCUUUACACAACUUGCAAGUCUUUCCCUGUAUUUGCCUGGAUUGAAUUAGAAGGGGUACGUAGCUGGUGUUGUUUUUGAGGGGAUGGGGGGGGCAAGGGGGAAGAGCUUUCUAUUUAGGAGACAGUCUAACGAAUGUGACAGAGAAUGUGUACUGAGUGCUUUGAUUGAAUUCAGGCAAAUAACUACAACUGACGAACAAAAUUAUCGAAAGAAAUAUGUGCAAUUUACCCAAACUCUUACCCCACCAUCUCUCCCAUUAUCCUGCUGGAGGGGAUGUAGUCACUUUUUUUACACUUGGGCAUUUUGAAUCGGUGAUUUUUUUAGAUCAAAGAAAAUAAAACUAAAAACAGUGUUCUCUUAUAUACGUCUAUUAAAAUAUUACUAUAUAUUCAAUAUUUAAGGUGGUUAUAAUAGCCGAGUAUGUAAGCAUUUUCUAGAAACUUUGACUACUGUUUCCUGACCUGCAUUAGGUGGUGCCUCGCUUCAAGGCAUUUUUCUCUUAUAUAUCAGAGCUUGUCAGCUCAGACCCAACAUGAUUUAGCUCAAUGGUCAAUGAGAAGAGCAGUUCAAAGGCCAUCACUUCUAUCCACACAGUCUCACGAGAAUUAUCACGAUAGAACAGUAACGUAUCACAGAGACACAGUUCAGUAAUAGAAAGAUUUACACAUAUUUAGUCCUCUGAAGCUGUAUUUUUUUUUCUCUUGAUCUCAUCCUCGUGGUGGAUUGAAUACAUGCAGACUGUGUGUGAACUUAGAGCAGAGCAGCAGCGAUCCCAUGGUGACGACGUUCAUUAAUAAUUCUCUGCUGGGCAAGAGAGCGAUGAGUGUGAGGGGAAAAACAGUUUCAUCAUCACACAGCUGUGACAAAAAAGAAAAAUACUGGUGUUUUUACUCUUUGGCUGACUUGCAAAUGGAGUUUUCUUGCAUCGAAAGUUUUUUGUUUUUUUUUGGUUUUUUCCGCAAUGCUUUUCUACCAGUCGGUAAAAAAAAAUGCAAACAUGUCACUGACAGGCAGGUUAAUUUAAUUACACCUGCAUGUUUUUGCUCUUAGAAGGCAUAGUUGGAAGAAAAACAUAGACAUGCUUGAAGCAGUACAUCUUCAGUAAUCAGGGCAGGCCUGCAAAGAAGCAAAAACAUGAAAUUCACCAGUAUUAUUCCUCAAUUUCUUAAAGAUAAAGGCUGCUUUUCUGUUGAUUAAACUGGAUCUAUAGUAUCCUACAUUGAGCAGUUAGACGACUCAUAAUUGACAAGAGUCGUAUCUGAACACAUAUCCAUUAAGCAGAAAGAUUACCUUCUUUAGCUUUUUAAACUGAAAAAGUGACAUUUUUUCUUUAAAGCCAUUCUCUUCUUCUUAAAGCUUCCUGGUAACUUUGAACUCUCAAACAUGACGGUACGUCAACCUUGAAAAGAGGUGUCAUAGUUACACUUUUGAUCAUAAAAGAGCAUUUACCAAGUCUCUUCAGAUUUAUUUGGUGCAACAACAAAAAUAGUUGGUGAUUAAAAUAUCCCCAACCCAGGAGCACUGGGAUUAUUUAUGGCACCCUUGAUGAAACAAUAAGGCCCAACCCAUGUAGUCGAAGUGUCUGCUGCAGCCCAGAUUUUUGAUGUACCAUGUGGAGAGUGAGUGUCUUUUAAUAUCAAGACACAGGCGCACAACGAUGCGUUAAAUAAGGUCAGCUAUAUUCAAGUCAUUUUUGCUUUUCUAAGUGACGCUGUGUUAGCCAAAGAGGACGGUCUCUUUGAAAAGGAUUACAUUAGAGAUAAUCUAUUUUUAUACAUACAAAGGAACAAGACAUGUGCUGAAUUUUUACAGAUUCUUAAGCUUGGAAAAAAUUGGGACACCGUGUGGCUUUGCUUCAAACCCUCUGAUCUUUGCAGAGCAAGAGGGAAGAAGCCUGCGGUGUAUGGGUCGGGAUCUGGGGAGGGGGCGAAGGAACUGCAUAUCUCACACAACUUAACCGUUUGAAAACAAUACAAAUACAAAUCUGACCCAAUAGAAGGUACAUUCAAACAGCCAGGGUAUAACCUGACAGACACAUCUGCAUUUUCGAGUGUUUGGACGCACUCUUGAAAUCAUGUACAAUGUUGCAUCAGCAAUGGAAGUUCUUUGACCUGAAAAUCCCAGACAGAGCUGCAGUAAGAUUGGCUCAGUGCCCAGCUCUAAAACUGAAGAAGCUGCUUGCAGAUUGAUCAUAAAAACAUUCAAAAUGUGCUGAUUCACAUUGAAAAUCCUUACAAUGACAUAGAUUUGAUCUUUGCCAAAGAAUUGCUUUGCAAGUCAGUACUAAGAAUGGUAAAUGUACUAUAAUAUCCCCUACAUAACUGCUGUAAAAAUCUAUGUUAUUUGUUGAGCAAGGACCCUCGACAAUUUAAGUUAGAAUUGCUUUUGAGUAUAUAUUGUAAGUUACGCAUAUCGAUUUCCAUUUCUGGAUCAAAUAACCACCAUACCAAAUGAUAAAAUCCACUACAUUUGCACAUAUAUCAUGCAGUACAAUAAAGGCAUGUAUAAAAAAAAGGGAUGACUCAACUCACCUUGUGACCAAGGCAAAAAAAAUGCAUCCACAUAUUUCCCCUGACAUUCAAAUCACCUGUUUUAUCUUAAUCUUUUAUAACAUUGCAAAUACUUUUUGCUGACAUUUUUUUGAUCUGACUCAUACUGUUUCUCCCCCGCAAAUGCUGAUUGCUGUUCUCCACAGCUAAUCACAGAAAGGUCUAAUCUAGCUCAUUUGGUUUCUUGCAAGUGAUAGCACAUUAACUUUGAGCACGAGGUAAGACUAGGGAAAGACGUUAGAGUAAGAAAACAGGCCACAUUGAACUGCAGCCAAGAUAAAGUCUAAAAAUGACCUCCCAUACCGGGUCCAUAUGGAGACCUACACCUGAUGUAUGAGAGCCGAGGACUAUGGCAGGAAACAGUACUAAACUGCUUCAGCAACAACAAUAAUCCUUUUAAAAAGACAAAAAACUUUCCUAUGGAACAGUAAGUGCAAUGUGCUUUGUUUUUAUAUUGACUGAGAACAAAUGAUAUAUAUUUUUAAAAAAAUAAAAAGAAACGUCACACUGAAAAGGUUUGCAGAAUUGUAAGAGGAGCGACUGUUCAGGCGAAAGCGAUUAAAUCGAACAGACUCGUUACCGAAUCAAACAAAAAAUGAGAGCUCCGAUCUUCAAAUUGUGCCAUGAUCACUUCCUCAGUCCCUAUUUCGUGCUCUGUCCACACAAGCUCAAACUGCAUUUUUGGCUGACUUUAAUAGAGCUUUUCUCAAUCACUUUGAAAGGAAUAUUGUCUAACAAAACAUCAGUUUUAGCCCACGUCAAUUUCAAAUAUCAUUUUCCUGUAAUUUCUUGAUUUCAUUUACAUAUCAGGACUCACUUGUCAGCUUAGUGUAUUUGUGUUGUUGAUGUUGCCAUAGAGAACACACAUGGGUCGAAGAUUACAUUUUGGUUGCAUCGAUUGGGUACACUUUGUUAUUUUUCUUCCAUUUUAUUAGUUGCAGUUUUUACAGUGUAUGCAGAUUUUAGACUUAGUUAGAUUUCUUUUGUUUCAAUCAAACUGUGUUCAAUUGUGUUUGUAAAGUCUGUGGUAGCUUUUGUUGCAACAUGAAAAUAAUUUAAACUGAAAAAAUUAAAAAUAGCGCCAACAAACUUGUAUUAUUUGGGCGACUUUAAGCUUGUAGUUUUAACUUAUUGUUAACUUAAAAACUAUUUAUUAUGAUUAUUAUUAUUAUUAUUGCCUCGUACAAAGUAUGUUUUGUGUAUAUUUAUGGUUUAUUUCAUUAUAUUUGCAAGUUUUAAAAGAUUUUAAGUUUGCCAAAUUGUGGUUACACCAUUUUGUUUCUUAAUAAGGGGGACAAAUAGAAAAACAGCUUUAGAAGUACGAUUUGGAAACGUUCUCCAUAGUCAAAGAAUGCACUGCUAUAUUUAACUAAUUGAAGUGUAUAAACAUACAUGCUGUGUGCUAGAUGUUAUGCCUUUACUGCCUGUGUUCUGUUUGUCUUGUUAAAUGAAAAUUUUUUAAUUAUUUAACCUAAUCACAGUCUUGUUUUUUCCAACCACUCUGUGAUCCCCUAAUUUGAAGGCGCCCCUUUUAGUGAGGCUUCGGCCCACUUCAGGGGGACACAUUUGUUUGAUUUGCUCUAAAGAUGCUUUCCUGUUUUGCUGAUGGGCUGAAUUUACCAAACUUAAUUUGAGACUUCUGAAUCUGUCAAAUAAAUAUUUUGGUGAGGCCAUAUAUAUCAAUUUUAAUAUCAAUGUGUGCAAUUCAGACUGUCACAAAUUCAGCCAAGAACUCUGGGGAAAAUAUCACAGAGUUCCAACAAGCUACAGGAAGGUUUUCUUGGGAGUCUCUAGAGUAGCAAAGGGGUGAGUGGUCCUUCUGUUUCUCAGCUGUAUUUUGUGUCUAUUUAUUUAGAAGAGGGGACGCAGUAACUUAGUGAUGUUUUUCUUACCUUUUCCUGGAAUGGUAGAACAAAUCAAAAGGUAAAAACGAUCAAAUAGUUCUGUUGACAGCAACGUCGGCAGAAAAGAAAACAAAAAAACUACAAAAUCUCAUACUUCCAAACAUGACCAAAUGAACAAUGUCAAAUUUAAGCAAAGAUAAAAAAUACUCCUUUCAGUUUAGACUAGGAUAUUUAUUACUGGGAUUUCAGCUGAAGACGCUUGAAGACUUUUUCAUGGAAUUGUUUAAUUAUUUGUACUUUACAUGCCAGAAAAAAAUAAAUGAAAGUUACAAAUAAAA